AGGCACACUCCCACCGACAACCACCUAAACGACUAGCCAAACAGAUUUCCCUGUUUAUAGACCUUCGUCACUGUACAGAGUUCAAAGGACAUCUGGCUUCUCUCACAAACCCUUCACCUUGCUGUCCGAGGCUCGGCUAGCCGUGCUAUCGUUUGCUCACCGCUGGGAAGCACGGAACAGUCUCUUUUUUAUUUCUGUGUGGAUAAAUAGGCAGUUAAAUUCUCACUGGAUGGCAGAGAGUGUCCGUCGUAAGCCCGGAGAGGACACUGUGAUUUUCGGUCGCAAAGCCUUGGUGGAUAUUUAAAAGAAAUGGCAGGCAGCAGAGCGCGGACGGUAUCUCACUGGUCAUCCUGAAAUUUGGGCCGAAAAAGAAACAAGCAAUGGACUGCUCAGGCUUUGAGGUGGGGAUUUAAAUGUGACUGAGUUUGUGCUUGCUGAACAGACACCUCUGGGAAUGUUCUUUGGACUCCGGCAUGUUUAACUAUGCAGUAAUCAUUCCAGCAAGGUGUUUUAUCAAUGCUUUACAACUACUGUAAAUAUCGAUCUGGGGGAGUGCUGCCCGGUUGCUGUGAUUUCCUCAUUCUUGAUUAAACAAGGGCUGAAGGAGUGGAAUAUUUUCACAGCUUUGGAAAAGCACAGGCUUGCCUCUUAUGGGAUUUUUCAAAAAAAGAAGUGUUUAGGCUUAUGUAUGCUGGCUUUGACGAGAAGAUACAAGAACUAAACAGAAUGGGGAGUCGUUAACGUCCACAUCCACCAUGGCUAUCUUCCUCAUGGACAACACCAGUGAACCAGGUGAUGUGGAUAAAGCCAGUAACUGGUCUGGACCGACCGAUGUUGAGCGAAUACUGGUACCCAUUCUGGACUCCUUCAUCCUGGUGACAGGGGUGGUGGGACACGUCCUGGUCUUCAUCAUCAUCUGCCAGAUGCUGAAGGGAGGGCGCCGGCAGACGAAUGGCACUACAACAGGAGGGCUCCAACAAACAAACGCUAACGGGACGGACAUUCUCCUCCUGUCGUUAAGUGUGGCGGACCUCCUCCUGCUCUCCUGCAUCCCGUACCAAACGGUUGCCAUCGCCACGCGCCACUGGCCGUUCGGCGACUUCAUGUGCAAGGCUGUGAGCUUCUUAGGAGCCAUGUGCACCUCCGCUAGCGCCUUCACGCUUGCUGCCCUGGCCUUCAGCCGCUAUGUUACAGUGGUUCAUCCCACCAAGGCGUACCGCUGGCGUAGGGAUGGGCGCAUAAAAGUGGCCACGGGGGUUCUGUGGGUGCCAGCCAUUGUGUUGGCAAGUCCUCAGUUUGCCUGGAGGACUCUGGUGCCUGGGACCGAAACACACGAGGCCCGAGAGGACCUGAUAUGUUUCAACUUCUUGUCAGACACCGGCCAGCUAGCAUACAGUGUUUGCCAUUUUUUAUUUGCGUUCGCUUUCCCAUUAGUGGUCAUCGUGGUAGCUUACGGGAAUAUCUACUACUUCCUGAGAAAGGCCAGACGAGGCCGGAUGAGCCAAACCGACCGCCUGGAACACUAUCAGACGCAGGUGACCCACACGUCUGUUUUGCUCGUGCUGGCUUUCGCGCUCUGCUGGCUGCCCUCCUACAGCCUGAUGUUUGCCCAACUUGCAUAUCAGCCAGCGGCGACAGGGAACUCACCGCGUUAUGGACCUUUCGCCACCUUCGCCCGGGUCAUGUCCAUUUCUUCUACUGUUGUGAACCCCAUCCUGUACGUCUUCAUGUCGCAAAAGUUCAGAAAGGAACUCAAAAAACUCAUGGGCAGAAAAAGCUGUGGCGAGCAACCUUCUUAAAAAAGAUUACUAUUACUGUAAUUAUUACUGUCUUCCACAGAAGUGAGCUUACUUCAAGGUAUACGAUGUGUCUUGUCAAAAUUUCUACAUAAUUAAGUGGUUAAGAUGUAAACAGAGUCAUUCAGAGUGGUUUGGUGUGAAACACUCCGUUCCAGAGAAACUUAGAGCCAGAAUUGUUCACAGUGGUGGUGAUAGGAACCAGACAUCCACCUCUAAAAGCUCCCUCACAGAAAGUUAUUACAAGAAAUGGUUCUGAAUACACUGCCUGAUGUCUGAGACGUUGAUUUUUAUGAGAGUUUUGAAGAAGGUUUUCGUCUAAAAUGUACUUUUAAACUCCAUUAAUGGUGGAGGGAUGCAUGCAGGGUGUUGUGAAGCAAAAUAGUCCCCAAAGAACCCUAAUUUUUUCAGAUUUUCCACUAUUUUACCAUCGUCAACAUUCCAUAUAAAACUCAGAAACCCAUCCAAACGUCAUAAAAGGAUAUCAGGCAAGACAAAGACAGGACACAGGCCCUUUAACAAAGUGUUUAGUUAUUUGAACAAAGUUAGAAUGAAGCUGUAGAAGGCCUGAAAAUUCUUUGCGUUGUUUUAGGCUCCAUAAAAGUCACAAUUACCCUCCACAAGUGUUUUAUUUUGUCAGAAGGAAAACAAUAAAAGCAGCCAGAAAUCAUCCCUCGCUCUGUUUUCCUCCUCUCUGAGUCUCAGUAGCGCUUUAUUUGAGAGAAUGAUCUGUUUGUUUUUACAUUGAACAAAAGAACUGGCUGUGAGAUCCUCCCUGCACCUCCCUGCUCCGUCUGUGUGAGAGUUUCUGUGGCUUUGAGUCAGACUCUCUCCAGCCUACAGAGGAUGUGUACUGUGUACGAGUCACAUCUACAAUGAGCGUAACAUUGUAGACACACCGAAAGACAAACCUGGUGUUCAGUAAGGCUUAAAGGGCCCAAAUCAUUGUAAUGUAAAAGAGUUUGAUGUAAUAUGGAAACAAUGUUAACGUUUAUAUUGUACCACUCACUCCCUAUUUCAUACAUGGAAAUACAUGGAAACUAAGCGGUGAGAAAA
Messenger RNA from Colossoma macropomum (tambaqui), 2852 nucleotides. RefSeq names its product delta-type opioid receptor. Bases 756 to 1799 code for a protein of 347 amino acids. Gene Ontology annotation, molecular function: G protein-coupled receptor activity. The transcript has a single exon. Gene Ontology annotation, cellular component: plasma membrane. Lineage: Eukaryota; Metazoa; Chordata; Actinopteri; Characiformes; Serrasalmidae. The record is from RefSeq and is a predicted model, not a curated record. Gene Ontology annotation, biological process: G protein-coupled receptor signaling pathway.